Molecule: messenger RNA, 2382 nt
Organism: Brassica napus (rape)
Lineage: Eukaryota; Viridiplantae; Streptophyta; Magnoliopsida; Brassicales; Brassicaceae
Exons: 1
Coding region: 1-2382 (793 amino acids)
Molecular function (GO): nucleic acid binding; RNA-DNA hybrid ribonuclease activity
Source: RefSeq, a predicted model, not a curated record
AUGGCCCUCAAAUUUGAUAUUUCAAAAGCUUUUGACAAAGUUGAGUGGGGGUUUAUCAUUGCAGUGAUGAAGCGGAUGGGUUUCUCCGAGACAUGGUGCAGAUGGAUCCUCACGUGUAUGUCAACGGUUUCUUACUCGGUCUUGGUGAAUGGAGAACCCUCGAAGCCUAUUAUGCCCUCUAGAGGGAUAAGACAAGGUGAUCCUAUAUCACCUUACUUAUAUAUAAUUUGUACUGAAGGUUUAUCUUCCUUGAUAAAGAACAAUAUUAGAUCGAAGCAUCUCCAUGGAUACAAAGCAUCAAGAGGAGGUCCGGCUAUUUCCCAUUUAUUCUUUGCUGAUGACUCAUUGGUUUUUUGCAAAGAAUCGGAAAGUGAAUGUCAGGCCCUAAUGCAAGCGCUCAAGGAGUAUCAAAAGGCAUUAGGACAAGCGGUUAAUUUUGACAAAUCGGCUAUUACAUUUGCAAAAGGUAUUCCUCAAAACACUCAAGAAAACCUUAUGAAGAUAACAGGAAUAAAAAAGAUAGGAGGUUUUGGGAAAUAUCUAGGACUCCCUGAGAAAAUAGGUAGGAGGAGAAAGGAUGCUUUUGAGUACAUUAAGCAAAGAGUAAUGAAUAAGAUAGAUAGCUGGUACAAUAGAUUCCUAACUCCAGCAGGAAGAGAGGUGUUAUUGAAAGCAGUAAUUACGGCAUUGCCAACUUAUGCAAUGUCUUGUUUCCUUCUUCCGAAGGGGCUGCUAAAUGAAAUUACCACUAGUAUGAGGAAUUUUUGGUGGUCGGGGCAGAAAGAUAGACAAAAAAUUCCUUGGAUUAGUUGGAAAAAGAUCACUGCCUCAAAACGAGAAGGGGAGUUAGGAAUAAGAGAUAUGGAGAUGUUUAAUCUAGCUCUGUUAGCUAAGCAGGGGUGGAGAAUCAUUAAAAAUCCUUCUUCCUUAAUGGCCAGAGUAAUGAAAGCUAAAUAUUUCAGGCAUACAGAUUUCUUACAAGCUCCCAACUAUAAAACAUCAAGCUACGCUUGGCGCAGCAUACUACAAUCAAGAGAUUUACUCCAGCAAGGAAUCAAAUGGAUAGUGGGAGAUGGAAGGAGAAUAAGAGUAUGGGAGGAUAGAUGGAUUCACACUCAACCUGCUAGGCCAGCUUUAGGAUCAGGUAUGGAUACUCUCCCGCUUUUAAAGGUUCAUGAUCUGAUGAUUGAAGGAACUAAGAAUUGGAACGAGCAGUUUAUUAAGAGCAUCAUAAGAGAAGAGGAUGCUCGUUAUAUUCUCAAUACAAGAGUGGGUUCAAUAACAUGUCAGGAUACUCCAGUGUGGAACUUCACAAGAACAGGGGAGUACACUGUCAGGUCAGGUUACCAUUUGUGCAAUCAAGUUUCGAACCAUCAGAGCUCUGAAAGACAAGGAAGUCAGAAUCUAACAGAUGAUAUGAAGAAAACUUGCUCAGGUAUAUGGACAUUAGAUUUACCUCCAAAAAUUAAAACUUUCUGGUGGAGAACACUGCAUGAUGGAUUACCUGUAGCUGAGAACUUAAGGAAACGGAACAUAAAGGUAGAUACUACUUGUCAGAUGUGCGGAGAAUAUCCUGAAACACAGCUCCAUUUAUUGUUUCACUGCAAAGUGACAAAGGAAGUAUGGGGCCUAGUUCCUACAGGUUUUGGCCAGCUUGAUGGAGUUAGAGAUGAUAUCUAUCAGAACGUAAACGAACUUAUCUCAUUGGUAAAAAAGGACAAAAGAGAACUCCUUAAUUUCUUUAUUGGAUGGAGAGUUUGGAAGAAGAGAAACAACUUAAUCUUCCAACAGAAGAGAGACCACAUUGUGAAAGUAAUUCAUGAUGCAAUAAGAGAUCUUGGCCAAUGGGAGGAGGCAAAUUCUUCUCUCAAACAGCAGUGUGCAAGAGAGGAGAGACCAAAAGAAAAUCCCCUGCAAGCUCAGCACACAAUGCCAAUAAGUGCUCAAUAUUAUUGUCAGGUUGACGCUUCCUGGAGAAAUGAUGAAGAAGUAGCAGGUGUUGGUUGGUCCCUACAUAGCAUACAAGGCAACCAACUACUUCAAGGUUCUUCUUCCAUCCAUGCAACAAACACUCCAAGAGAAGCAGAGACAGAAGCAUUGCGCAUGGCAGUUAGACAGGUUAGAGCACUUGCUUUUAGUAAAGUUCACUUUAUAAGUGACUGUAAGUCCCUUAUGGAUGAGUUGGCUCAGCACUUAACAGGAGCAACCAUCGUCAAAGUCCGUAACACGGAGAGUUUCUCCAUGAUACAGGACAUUGUGGAAGCUUCCAAAGCAAAUGGCUAUACUUUUUCUUAUAUGUCUAGGAAUAGAUUAAGCUUAGUAGAUAAACUUGCCAAAAAUGCUAGAUGUAAUAAACAAAACUAUGUAAUAACUUGGGUUUAA